Messenger RNA from Chironomus riparius, 823 nucleotides. The record is from the annotation of a GenBank genome assembly. NCBI's taxonomy places the organism in Eukaryota, Metazoa, Arthropoda, Insecta, Diptera, Chironomidae.
UUACAAACAAUCGGAUUUUAAAAAUUGUCUAAAUCGAAGUCAUAAAAUGGAAAAUUUUGCAGAAAACAUGUUUAAGAAGCGAAAAAUUGAGGAAUUGAUGAAGAUAUUCGAGUGCUGCAUCUGUGGCGAAUCAGGACAUAUUGGAUUUACAGACACAUUUCAGAUAUCUCUUCGUGAAAAUGAUUAUUGCUUGUCUUUUAUUGACGUAAUUUUCUUUACCGUUGGAAUUAAUGUACAAAAGGAUUCAUCAGACAUCUGUUCACUAUGUAAGCCCAAAAUCAUCGAGUUUUAUCACUUUAAAAAGCGAUCUCAAAGCAUCCAAAAAAGAUUUAGUCCAUUAUUGCAAGAGAUUAUGAAAAUUGUUGGGAACUAUGUAUCACAGAACUCAAUUAAGGCAGUAACAAUUGAAGAGAGUAAAGAGAAGCUGGUUAUAAUGGAAAAGACAUCAUCAGAAAAUACAGGAAAUUUAUUAAUUUCGGAAGUGUCAUCAAUUUGUGAUGUGCAAGUUAAAAAGGAACCAGACAGCAGUGACGGACAAGAUAUAGAAAUUCCAGAAAUUGAGAUUGAUAUUAAAAAGGAACCACAGGAAUUAGAGGAAGAAAUUUACGAAUUACCGGAUAAUUCAAUACCUCAUACAACCGAAAACCUCGAAGAAAACAGCACAAAUACGGAACCAAACGAUAAACUAGACAUGAUAUUUAAUUUAAACAAAGAAAUCUUAGAGAUAGUAAAGCAAUUAAAUGAUCAGAAGUGUUUAAAUAACAAGAUAUUAGUUCCAUGAGAUUAAUUUCAAUAACUUUAAGUGGCUUAAAUAAACGCAUGA